UCUCAGUCAAGCAGGUUGGCAAGCAGAUAUACACCUCAAUCGGUGGCACAGAGCUCGAUCACCAGGGCUGCACGCUCUCAAUCGAUCGCCAUGGACGCCAAGAAGGGGCAAAACAUUCCUACCAGAAAGGGAAUUAGCCAUGUAUGGUCAGCUGCAGCAAGAGCUGCAAAGUUGCAGCGGCAGCGAUUACUGUCUACGCAGCCAGCUAAGUAUUUGAAGGAGAAUGCAGACACCACGAAAAUGAGUUCAGCCGAGGCUGCCCACUUAGGAGCAGCAAAGAGACCACCUGGUUCGAACCCCGGAACAUUCAUGCACCAGCAGAGCAAUCUAGCUACGAAGAAUAACAAAUUUCUACAGCCAUGGUUGUUGCCGAUCUAUCCCAUGGCGGGCAUGGUGGCCAUCGGACUGGGUCUUGCAGUAAUGACAGGUUACCGGGAGCUGGUGGUGAACCCCGGAGUGUUGAUCGACAAAACAAAACGCACAGACGAGUUGCCGGAGUUGCACGAACAAGAGUGGACUAUGAAAAUGUCCCGCCAGUACGCCGAGGGUAGUCCACUGCGGAAUAUAUCAACUCACGCUAAGAUCUCGCCUUUUGGUCGCCACCUCGACGAAGAUAUGUCGGAGUCUCCAGCGAUCCAAAUUGGUCAAAAAGCCAUGGAGCUCUCUGGUGAGCCUCCAGUGUUGCCAGGAGACGACAAUCCUGUCCACGGCCCUGGCGGAAAUAAAAUGGUCCAUGGAAGACCCUUGGGUGGCAACAACUAAUUUCAGCAUUCGAUUCAUUGCUUCAGUGUUCAAAUGACUUAACACCGCGGUGGUGGCCUUGUGCUUGCGGUACAUCUUGAUUCUGGCCACUGUUUUUUUCUAUCUGUGAUCACGUAGGAAGGAUAUGAACCAUGUUAAUAUGUAUGAGAGGUGCUACUACAGCCGAGGUAGAAGGAAACUUGGUGUUAGCUCAAUGAUCACAUGUAUCUAUAUUUUACCCAUCGAAAACUGUACAUAUUGGCGGAUGACAUUUCCAGACUGUCGGUCUGCAGACUCAUACACUAUGUAGAGAUCCUGUUUGUGUAUAACAAGAAUAAAUUAACUAGCUUUUAUCUUAAAAUUUUGUUCUCAA
This is a messenger RNA of Physcomitrium patens, 1114 nucleotides long. The record is from RefSeq and is a predicted model, not a curated record. Lineage: Eukaryota; Viridiplantae; Streptophyta; Bryopsida; Funariales; Funariaceae.